CCUUCAUAACACAACCCUCCCCAUUUAUCCGGGCUUGGGAUCGCCACUAAGAGUGCACUGGCGUGCGCAACCCUAAUGGCUAGGUUGUAAAUGCAGCAUUCCAUUCCAGGAAAAUUGGGUUUGUUGCUUUUUACUAUCUCUCUCUCUUGCUGUGUCCACUUUAUUAGGAACACAUAUAAAUCUCCAGAUUUUAGCAUUUUUUCCAUUAAAACCUUUUUAAGCAAAUCAUGUGACAGCAAUGCAACACUUUUAGUCAUGGAAGUACAGGUAAAGAGGUUUGGUUAGUGUACACAUCAACCAUUAAGGAGAUGUCAUCUUACUAACGUUUACUGUGUUAUAGAACACAUUUGUUUGCCGCAUGCUGCAAAAAGCUAAAAACAUCCAGUGAGCAGCAGUUAUGUAAGUAGCAAUGCCAUGCUGAUGAGGUCAGGGUGAAAUUCUGUAGUGGUUUAAACUGACAAGAAGGUUAUGGUUACACAAAUAACCACUUUUCACAACCAUGAUGAGCAGAAAAGCAUAUCUGAUUGCAGCCCCCCAAAAAAAGAAAUCUGUGACUACAGAUAGCCAAAUUAGACCAUUAAAAAUGGGGAAAAGGUGCAAGCCGUAACAAGCACAUCAAGCUUUCUGUUUUAAAAGUAGUUAUUUUUUUCUAAUACACAAAUAAUUGAUGUCAAACGAAGAGAAACCCUGGAAAACAUAUCAGGCAGCUGUAAAUAGAAAUGCAGAUAUGCAGUAACAGCAUUUGCCACAGGAGGGCAGCACAUACCCAUAAAAUGCACUGGAUAUGCAGAAAGAAAUCAGAAUUAUGCUAUUAGAUUCAUUUUUCUUUCUGUAAGUUAAAAUAAUAAAUAAAUAAAAUUCUCCGAAAUAACAUAAAAAGUGAUAGGCUAUUAUAUGUUAUACAAUGUACAUACAGUAUAUGGUGCAUUAUAUAAAUCUUGCAUAUAAAUGCAUUUAUUCCAUAUGUAGGCUUUAUAUAAUGCGUCAUAACCUGUAUGUGUAGACUUACAUAUUAUAGCAUACACUCAAUAUUUCAUAAAAUCAACAAAAAAAAAUUGCUGCAUGAAAGAGGUAUAUUAGCAUAUUUGCAUAAUACGGAUCUUAUAACAGAAAUUGUACAUUAAAUAUUAAAUAAACUGCUUAUUGACUUCCUGCCAUUUGUUAAUAAUUCCUGAUAUUUGGACGACAAACUCAAAUUUAUACUAAUCAAUCGCGCAUGCGCACAUCGCUCGAGUCGCGCGUUAAAAAAUAAAAAACGCAUAACCGCAUCGCAUCCCUCCGCCCCGUUGGAAAAACAACCUAGGACCCAGAUGCAGAAUUCUACAGAAAACUUUUGACCUCAAAAUCCGACUUUGCGACGAGUACCAUCUAACAAAUCGCGGUUUAAAAAACGACCACGACGUCGCCAAACACGACACCAACCGACGCGUUCGCGUCUGCUGAUAACGUGCGAUCGUUCAUGCGGAUUAUUUUAUCUCGCCAGGCGCGGAAGGGCGUUGCAGUGGGAGGGGUGUGAGGCGGCUAAGAUGGCGGCGCCCUGUUUAGUGCAGCUGCUUUAACGGUGGUGCAUGGAGACUGUCGGUGGGCCACCCAGGGACCCUGAAGCAGGCAGAGAGAGUGACACCUGAAAGCCCCUCCCCUCCACCCUAGCCUCACCCAUCAUUACACCAUCGCCACCACCAUCAUGGCCAGGGAACAGCUCAACGUAGGUGAUCUGCUCCCUCUCCUGGAGACCUCUGAUCUCCAACAGCUUGAGGAAAUCAAAGGGCUCAUCAACGAACACCUCAGUACAGACCGAGGGUCCGUGCUCCUGAACGGCUUGGUGGAUUAUUUCCUGGAGACCAACUCAAGUCCAGCACUACACAUUCUGUCUUCAGUGAGGGAACCACAUGACAAGCAUCUUUUUGAUAAGAUGAACGAGUGCAUGGCUAAGCCGCCAUGCCGUCUGCCUACACUCAACCUCCUGGGCCAUGUGGUACGCAAACAGCCUUCCUGGAUUCACAAGAUCGCUCGCUACCCUCUGCUGCUCUCGCUGCUCAAGUGUCUCAAGACGGACACAGAUGUCGUGGUUCUCAUAACUGGUGUGCUGGUGCUUGUCACUAUGUUACCCAUGAUCCCUCAGGCAGGGAAGCAACAUCUGUAUGAGUUUUUUGAUGUGUUUGGACGCCUGGCUGCCUGGAACUUAAGGAACCCUGGUCACGUUUCAGAGGUGUUCCUGAUCCACCUGCACGCCAGCGUCUACUCACUUUUCCACCGCCUGUACGGCAUGUACCCCUGCAACUUCAUCUCCUACCUGCGCUCCCAUUACAGCAUGAAGGAGAACAUGGACAUUGAAGAAGUGGUUAAACCGAUGCUGGAACACGUCCGCAUACACCCAGAACUAGUGACUGGAACGAAGGACCAUGAGCUGGACCCUACCAGAUGGAAAAGGUUUGAGAUCCAUGACAUCGUGAUUGAAUGUGCCAAAGUGUCUCUGGACCCUCGGGAGGCGUCCUGCGAAGAGGGCUAUGCCACCUUGCCUGAGCACUUCUGUGCCAACUUGCACAUGCGUGCCCCUGAUUGCACUGCCAGUCCCUACACUGACCUGCACAGCAGUUAUGGAAGUUCAUCCUCCAAUCAUUUUUCCACACCGCGGCAGCCUGUCCUUCCUCCUCUGCCCCUGUCUUCUCUCUCAGGGACACAGUUGGCUCAUCGCAGUCCCCCCAGCACCCACCGGCCGAGCUCUACAUGUGAAUUCAACUUCAUCUAUGGCAUUAAAGACGCUCUCUGGAGCCCCUCUUCCCUCUGUGGAAUGGCCACCCCGCCUUCCUCAAGAGGAAUGUCUCCAAACCCUGAGCUAUCCCAGAGUGCCUUACACGUAUCUGGUCGCUUUUACAGCACCCCUGGAGGAGGGAAAGGCACCCCAUGUUCCAGCACUCCAGCGGCAUCGUCUCCUCCUCCCAGCUUCUCGGACGACCCACCAUCUGCUUCCUUAAUCCACAGUACACCUAGCCUGCAGUUUAAGGACGGUAGACCUAUAGACCCCACCAAACCUCCACUACAGAGGCAAGAGCAAAUCAGAGAUUUGGAGAAAUCCCUGGAUGACAAGACCAAUCACAGAGAUGGUGCGGAUAAGAACGUGUCCAUGACACUGACCGAGUUAUCCGUCUACAUGAAGGAGCAGGAGCAGCUGCGGCUGGGCAAGGAGAGGGAGGAGGCUGCCAUCACAGAGGAACUGAUGAAGCUAACCGAGGAGAAGCGCGACACUUCCGGCGCUCGGGGUUUUGACUCGCCGUUCUUCCGCACCACCGAGAAUCUCACUGGUCCCCAGGAGAAGCCCCCUCCAACUUUCACCCACCUCCGUGAUCCCCACCAUGCUGUCUCCACGCCGGAUAAGAUCGACAUGCGAGUCUGGUGGAGAGGCCAAGGCAGUCGUUCGGCGUCCCAGGAGCAGCCGUGGUCCUUCCAGCCUCUCUUUGCACCAACAGAAUUGCGGCACCACAGCCCCAGUGCAGAGGACGAGGCUCUGAAAAAUACACCACACUCGCCCAGCCUGGGCACAGCACCCUCCUCGCUGCCUUAUGAGGCUCUAUUUAACCUUGCACUGCCCCGCACCACUUCCCUGUUCAUGAGCCGAAGGAGCUCAGAGGCAUUGGAGAGAGCAGCGAUGCAAGGAAUGGCGGGAGUGGCGGAUGAAUGCCACGGAGUAACGUCAGUGUCUCCUCUUGAGGUGCUUGAUCGCCUGGUGCAGCAAGGCACUGAUGCUCAUGAUAGGGUGCUAAAGAGAUUGCCUCUGCCAAGCAAGUCAGCUGACUGGACUCACUUCGGAGGCUCUGCACCUCUGGAUGAACUGCAAACGCUACGCAGUCAGUUGCUGUUGCUGCAUAACCAGUUGCUGUAUGAGCGUUAUAAGCGCGAGCAGCAUGCUGUGCGAAACCGUCGUCUGCUGCGCAAAGUCAUCAAUGCCACAGCACUCGAGGAACAAAAUAACGCGAUGAAGGACCAGCUGAACCUGCAGUGUGUGGACAUCGUGUCUCUGCGUGAGAGCCUACACAUGGAACAGCAGCGUUACAGGCAUCUCUGUGUUGAACGGGAAACCAUGGUCACGUGCCUACACAGUCAGAUCCGGGAACUUCAACACGAACGUGACGACUACUACACCAAAUACCAGGAGUUACAAAGUCAGAUGCAGGAGUGCCAGAAGAGGAUGGGGGAGAUGGAGGCUGAGCUCCAGAAGGCGAAUAACAAGGUGUGCCAUACGGGGCACCAACUGAAUCAGCUCACUGCCAAGUUGUCCUCUAGUGAGAGCACACAGCAGCAGUUGAGCUUCAUGAGCAGACAGUUGUUGCUGCUGGGUGAAGCCCAUAAACUGUGCGUGCAAGAGCUUCAACAAGCAGGCCCAGACCUCAGCAAGGAGGUGCACAUGGUGCAGGUGUCCUUGAUUAAGGAGGUGGACCGUCUGAAGCAGAAUCUGCUGCUGCAGGGUCAGAAGCUGGACGCGGCUCAGCAGAGAGUGGCUGAGCUGGAGACGCAACUGUCCAAGAAAGAGCACCUCAUCACAGAGCAGAAGUUGUUCCUGGAGGACGUCAAGGGACAGGCUAAGGAGGAGCUGAAGGCUUCUGAAAGUAGGUAUCAAGCACAAAGGCGUGUGACUCAGGCCCUGCAGAUGGAGCUGUUGCAGCUUUACAGUAGGUUGGAGAUGGACGUUCCCGUUGCCUCUGCUGCAGCUUCAUCAGCAGCAAUGGAUGCCAAGGAACGCAGCUGUCCCACACAGACCAGUGUGGUGGCAUCAGCUGGACCAACGAAAACGGCCUCUAAAGACAGCACCAAGUCAUCACCACACAGGAACGGCUUCUCGUCAGGUCAAGCCAAAACUGGCUCCCCUGACCCCAAGUCCAAGUCGAUAAACGGCAGUCGAGCCACACCCCCACCCAUGCUGGUAGAACCGCCCCAUGCUUGCCCUGUGUUGCCCCCCUCCACCCCAUCCCUUACCGUUGGCUCCUACCCUAGUGCCAAGAGUUUCCUUGGCAUGCGGGCACGGGAACUCUUCCGCAACAAGAGCGAGAGUCAGUGCGACGAGGAUUACGCUCCCCGUGCACAACUUACCGGCCUAUCACAGGGCCUGAAAACCGAGCUCUGUGUGGAGCCUGCAGUAAAGACAGGUCCCGCCUCCUCCACACACAGCCAUGCCUCCGUCAUCACUGCUAAAGAGCCUGAGGUCUUACAGAGAGCAACAAAAAGAGUAGCAGGACGGCCGGGGAAGCAACAGCUUCAUAUCAUGGACUACAAUGAAACGAAUCAGGAACACAGCUAGACUGUGUCAAGCACGUUGCUAGUAGAUGAAGGAAGCCGGAAACUGAUCUCGGAUUACGAUUACUUUUUUUAUUUUAUUUUAUUUCGGUGUUCAUCCCGUUUCUUAAAGCGGACAACAGGAUUCAGAAUUUCCACUCAUGUUUCUCGUGUCCAUUUUGCCCAGGAGCCCGAACUUAAGCGUCUUCCUGUGUAGAGAAGAAACCCAUCUUUAUAUAUUCUUUGGUUUUUAGUUUUGUUUUUUCCCACCAAACCCUACAAAUUAGCUUCAUCACCGAGUGCACUGUUGAGUGGGGUGGGAUUAGGGAGUGCCUCCACAGUGGGAUGAUGUAAUAAGAGAAUGAUUGUCCUUCUUGUGUCAAGGAGGAGCAACAUAGUGUUGUUACUUCUUACCUUCCACUGAAACCAGCUGAUAUUUUUUUUAUGUACCGAAAUCAUGCACAGUGCAUGUUUAAAAGAAGGAGAGAACUACGUUUUUAUAUCACUAGAGUUUUAAAAUUAUUUAUUUUGAAUCUUUUUUUUUUCUUUUUUUUUUAAUCCCUCCAUGACCUUUUGCAAAGUGUUCCUGUUAACUGAGAAGUAUUAACGUUCAUAAAAACAAGAAACAAAGCCCAUAAAUGGAACAAGUUAAAUGCCAGUUCAGCCAAGAACCACCCUUUAUCUGUCUUAAUGUCAUAUACAGCUAUUCCACAGCACAAAAAAGGUCAAUCAGCCAAGAAUCACCUUGAAAUGUGUUAAUCGCGGGUACUUGGCAACCUAGCCUUCUUGCCCAGCUAUCAUUCGUUCCAUGCCGUGUGCUUUGAGACCUCGAGUCUCAAACAGACCUGGUUGUGGAAUCGUCCUGAGAAUAUCUCUUGUCACUUUCCUAUGGCCAAAUUUUCUUUCUUUUUUUCCUUCUUUUUUCUUUUUUAAAUGCAUUUUUUAAGUUGAAUCUCAAAUUAAUUUUUUUCCACUGUGUACAAAAAGGGUGCCAUUUCAGAUUCCGCCUUAGAAAAGUUACUCCGCGUGGUACCUGAUUAACGCUUGCACUCGACAUGUUUUUACUGCACUAAAAGUUUUGGCACCCCCGACUUUUUCACCUGCUGCCAUUUCAAACUGCACCAUAUACUGUAUUUUAUAGGGAGACAAGUGACAUUUCACUGACAAAUGAUACGGUAGAUUUAUGAAUUAUAACUAGUAUUUUAUUAAAUGGUGCUUAUUGCUAACCAACCAAAUCUAUAGAACUCCUCGUAGUCUAACGGUUUAUGAACUAAAAAGCACAGGUAUCCGUUAUCAGGCCCGAAUCUGACAAACAAUUCUUAACGGUAAGAAAAAUAUUGAACUUCAUCAUUGUAGGCUUAUUUGCAUCCUUUGCUGUUUAACUAAUAUCUCAAUGGUUUGUAAUUCAGAAAUCCGGGCAAACGUGUAUUUUUUUUAAAUUUUUUUCCUUUGGUUAGAUCUUGUUUUUUUUAAUUGCAGUUUACAGAUUAAAAAAGGUGGCAACAAUGUCGUUUCACUCGCAUAUAUUUUAGUGUACUCAUAAUGGUGGUGCCAUGUUUAAAAAAAUAAUAAUAAAAUUUCCCCUUUGAAAUUUUCAAAAAUUUACAAAAAUCAGUAAUUCUGCAAAUGAAAGCGAAUAAAUUGGAGCAUCCCAACAUUCAGAAAAGUGGAAAACACUCGAUCACUGUAUAAAUCUUAAGUCGCAGUGUUGACCCACAUCCAAAUGAGGACUAAUCAGAAAUAACUGAUUUUUCUGAACAUUUCACUCGUUUCAAUAUGCUCCAUGUUUCAGAUAUUUACUGUAAUCCUAUUUUCAGCUCCACAUUAAUCCAUACUGGCCUUUUCGUGCACCAGAAAGUUUUUUUUUUGCUUAAAGUUUUAAUUUAAUUCUCUGUUUUUUCAUAUCGUAUUGAGAUUUUACUGAAGGCGCACGAGAUUUAACACUUUCAAAGGAUACAUGUGCCAAGUAAGGAAUAAAACUCGGGUGCAUGAUGAAAAAUAAUGCCUUUAAGAGUUUUUUUUUAAUAUCAGACAUUUUUGCUGUUACAUUUUGGUUACAUUUAAUGUUGUGCAUCUCCCACAAAACCGGUUCCUGUUUUCACUUAUGUUAUUGCAGCUGUAAAGUCGUUCCCUAACCAGUGUGUCUUCAUAAAUUAUAAUGUAAAAAAAAAAAAAAAAAAGAAAAUCAUAUCACAUCAACUCUUGAGACUUUCUAAUGGUGGAAAACUUACUGGUACUGGAGACUCCUUACUUCUUUUUCGUUCCUUUUUUUUUUUCAAUAUGCUUGCAGGGACUCUUCCCUUUUUUUUUUUUUCUUUUUCCCCCCUUUCCUUUUUCUUCAAAACCAUUCUUUUUUACAUUCUUUAUCCCUUUCCUCUGUUAUUAUUGCCCUUUUUUUCCUGUGUUGUUUGCUUAGUCUUUUUGGUUUAUUCCCUUUAUUUUUCCAUUGAUUUUUUUUCUUUCCAUAUCAAUGAUUACAUAAUCUUCUCUGUUAAACAACACUCCGUUUAUUAUUAGUUUUGGAUUGUGCAGAGUGACUGUAGCUUCUGUUAAUAUCAACACCUUCUGUCUAGUCAGAUUUGAGACUUCAUCAGUUCGUAUGCUUUAAGGAGAAACGCUUGAGUCAGCGAUGCAUUGAUGCUGCUCGGAAACAAGUUUCCACAAAAACAGUGGUGUUUAUGUUGAUUAUCAGCACACUUUCAAUUUAUGUCGAAUCCAGUAAAAAUGAAUGGAUCGUUUUUUUCCUGUGUUUUUAUUGGAAGUUUGCUAAAUCAAUAAAGGCUACAGCAUGGUCACGAAGGCACAGGACAGCACACAGCUGUGCUCCGACACGGGGCACGAGGGCACAUCUGUAAGUGGUGGUAUUUGCUGUAGUAAUGACACUUUGGUGGACUUUGUGUCUCUGUUUGAACUGCAGAAAUCCUGUUGUCCUCUUGACCUCUGCCGUCAUCCCUUCUGCCUCGCUAUCUACAGCAUGUACAACUUUAAUGCCAAUAGGAAGUGACACGGUGAGAUGGACGGUACAAUCCGUGAGCUGAAUGGAGCAGGGCAGUUGGACCUCCUGUGAUGGAGGAAGAAGUUCAUAAAGCAUUUGCUUGUGUUGACUGUGAAAGAUGAAAAUAAAAUCGUCAUGUUUUGCACUAUA
Messenger RNA from Silurus meridionalis, 8413 nucleotides. It is a transcript of the gene tsc1b, whose product is annotated as TSC complex subunit 1b. NCBI's taxonomy places the organism in Eukaryota, Metazoa, Chordata, Actinopteri, Siluriformes, Siluridae. Gene Ontology annotation, biological process: regulation of cell cycle; negative regulation of cell population proliferation; negative regulation of TOR signaling. Gene Ontology annotation, cellular component: TSC1-TSC2 complex. The record is from RefSeq and is a predicted model, not a curated record.